Molecule: messenger RNA, 2701 nt
Organism: Syngnathoides biaculeatus (alligator pipefish)
Lineage: Eukaryota; Metazoa; Chordata; Actinopteri; Syngnathiformes; Syngnathidae
Gene: irf8
Product: interferon regulatory factor 8
Exons: 9
Coding region: 152-1417 (421 amino acids)
Biological process (GO): immune system process; regulation of transcription by RNA polymerase II
Cellular component (GO): nucleus
Molecular function (GO): protein binding; RNA polymerase II cis-regulatory region sequence-specific DNA binding; DNA-binding transcription factor activity, RNA polymerase II-specific
Source: RefSeq, a predicted model, not a curated record
CUUGAUUCAAGUCGCGUCGAUUGGCUGCCGUCCAGUGACGUCACACGCUCGUUACGGCCAUUCACAACAAUAAACCUGACAGCGACGCGUGGGGAGCGAUCAUUUAUGAACAUCUCACAGCUCAUCGACGUCUCUUCCUGACGCGAACGCGAUGUCAAACUCGGGCGGCCGUCGACUGAAGCAGUGGCUGAUUGAGCAGAUCCAGAGCGGACAGUAUUCUGGGCUCCAGUGGGAGGACGGAAAUCGAAUCAUGUUCCGAAUUCCAUGGAAACACGCGGGGAAACAGGACUACAACCAAGAAGUAGACGCAUCUAUUUUUAAGGCAUGGGCUGUAUUCAAGGGCAAAUUCAAGGAAGGCGACAAGGCCGAGCCGGCAACUUGGAAGACCCGACUGCGUUGCGCUCUCAAUAAAAGUCCCGACUUCGAGGAGGUGACAGAAAGGUCUCAGCUGGACAUCUCGGAGCCUUAUAAAGUCUACCGAAUCGUGCCCGACGACGAGCAGAAACUUGGAAAAAGCUCCUCCGUGAUGCCGAUGGCAGCCGCCGGCAGUUCUGGCGAAAUGACCGACAUGGACUGCAGUCCGGCAGACAUAGACGGGCUCACGAAAGAAGAAGAAGGCUGCAGGAUCCAGGCCAGUCCCGAGUAUUGGCCUCAGACAGCCAGCGCCUUCUCACUGCAUCAGGACCCGUUACCGUCUGGCACUUUCAGCUCCGCUUUCUCCCAAAUGAUGAUCUUCUUCUACUACGGAGGCAAGCUGAUGAACAACACGCUGGUGAGCCACCCCGAAGGCUGUCGCAUCUCGCCGGCCCAGCAGCACGUGGGACGCGGCGGCCCCUACUGCUCGGACAGCAUGCAGAGCGUUUACUUCCCCUCGGCCGAGCUCAUCGAGUUCGAACGGCAGCGCCACGUGACCCACAAGCUCCUGGGCCACUUGGAGCGAGGCCUCCUGCUGCGGGCCAACCAGGAGGGCAUUUUCAUCAAGAGGCUGUGCCAGAGUCGAGUCUUUUGGAGCGGACUGGCCGACGUCGGCUCGCAUUACAGCCCGGCGCCUUGUAAACUGGAGAGGGACGCCGUGGUGAAGAUUUUUGACACUGGGAAGUUUCUUCACGCAUUGCAGCUGCACCAGGAAGGUCACCUUCCAGCUCCGGAUCCAACUGUGACUUUAUGUUUUGGAGAGGAGCUUCAUGACCUCGGCGCCGCCAAGAACAAGCUCAUCAUCGUGCAGAUCACGGUGGUGAAGUGCCAGCAGCUGCUGGAUGCGGUGAAUAUGCGCCGCUCGCAGUCGUACUGCGCCAACAUGGAGCUCUGCGACGACGUCUCCGCGGAGCAGAUGGCCAACAUCUACCAGGACCUGUGCGGCUACAGUUGCCCGCAGAGGUCCGCCUGCUACAGGGACAACAUGCCCAUCACCGCCUGAAGAGGCAAUUGGAGCGCAUAGGAACGUCUGCUGUUUGGGUCAUAUUCUCCGACUUUGAGUUUCUUCAGAAUGUUAAAACAUGUCCAUCGUUUUGUACAGUGUUGCUUUUUGUAUUAUAUACAAGAAGUGAAGGGAAAACUUAGUGUGCCAAACGUCUUCCUUGUUAUCCCCACAGGACUGGAAUAUGAUUUUUUUAUUUUUAUUUUUAAAAAAGUACACUUAAACCGGCACUCGCUGACCAUAACAUGUACACCUUUGCAAUCUAAUGAGAUCAAAUGCAAGCCUAACUUUUUUUUUUAUUACUCGAGUUAACUUUAUUGAUAGCGCACUUAAAAAAAUGCAAGUGCUGUACAUUUAUGAAACCAAAGAUAAAACACAAAUAAUAGUAAUAAUGACUAGAAUUGUGUCCAAAGUGCAUCUUUUGGCCAAACUGCCGCACUCCUUUUGAAGGUAAUGCUCACAUUGGAUUGUCAGAGAAACAUUUCUUAAACAAUAUGUAUGAAAUAUUGUAUGGAAGUGCACUUCAUUGUACUAAGAUAUUUGUUUUAUUGUCGCUUUUAGAUCCUUUCGAGCAGGGGUGUCAAACUAAUCUCUGUCACGGGCCACAAUGUUGUUCUGGUUUCCAUCAGAGGGCCGUUAUGAUGACUGACACCAUAAAAGCAUGUCAUCGCCUCAUCAUAUUUACACAUGAAAUUUAUGAACUAAUUUGGAAUCAGUAAUCGAGGGAAAUGGGGUUUUCAACUAUUGUUCUUGUUUGGUAACAAAAAAUGCAUUAUGAUAUCUGACAAUUUGAAACUUUUGGAGCACAUUUUCACAAGAAUCCUGGAAUUUGAUACUAGAGUUGGCUUGGCGGGCCACGUAGAAUCCCGCGACGGACCGGAUCUGGCCCCCGGGCCUUGAGUUUGACACCUGUGCUUUAGCGUUUUCCACAAAUCUGACAACAAAUAGUUUUGGUCUCACGUGAACACAAACACACACACAUAAGUUUCAUUUACUGAAUGAAGGAAUUCCUGAAUAGAUGUUGUGAAGAUGCUGCGCAUUGAAUCUAAAAUGGGAAUUUUUCUGGACUGACUCCAUAUUUGCAUUUUUCGGUUUCAUUUUUGUUACUGUGAUUUCGGUGCGUUGGCAUAUUAGAGAUAGGUUUUACUAUCAUUCAAUUUUUUUGUUUUCAUUUUAUAAUAUUUUCUAUUAAAAUCACAUUUUCAAGAAACCACCUGUUUUUUUUUCUUCCAGUGUCAUGUUAUUUAGUAAAAAAAAUAUCCAUUGUUGUAACUGUACUGAUCC